AUGUCUUCUCAACUCAAACUUGCUGUUGUCGGUACUGGGAUUUUCGCCACUGACACCCACUUGCCAACAUUUCAAAAAUCGCCAAACUUGAAACCAGUUGCUGCAUACAACAGAACCAAAUCAAAGGCAGAAACAUUUGCUACCAAGGCUGGCAUUCCUGAAAAUAAAGUUUACGACUCAUUGGAAGACGCUUUCAAGGAUCCGGAAGUUGACUUUGUUGAUGCGCUAUUGCCAGUACAAUUUAACCUCGAUGCAGUCAAGUUAGCCAUUGAAAACAAGAAGCCAAUUUGCUUUGAAAAACCAAUUGCAGCAAAUUUAUCACAAGCUAAAGAGAUUGUGCAAUUGAGUGAGAAAACAGACUUGCCAAUCUUGGUUUUGGAAAACUGGGCAUACUUGAAAGCUAUUCAAGUGUUGAAGGAGGAGGUGAUUCCCCAAUUGGGCGAAAUUGUCGCAUUUACGUACAAUGCUACGGGUCCUUGGAACGAUAACAACAAGUACUUGGCCACUGGAUGGAGGCAAAAGCCAGAGCACAUUGGUGGGUUCUUGAGCGAUGGUGGUGUACAUCAAUUGGCUUUGUUGACUGAAAUAUUGGGCAAUGUCAAAUCCGUCAGUGGAUUAACCAAACAAUUAAGAGAAGAAAGUGGUACUGACGAUAUCUUGUUUUCAACAUUUAAUUUAAACUCGGGUGUAAUUGGUACAUUCACUUAUGGUUCAGCUUUUGGUGCCACAGAUAAAUCCACUAGUUUCACAAUAUUCGGUAAAAAUGGGUCGGCAACUUAUGAUUGGUCACCAUCUUUGAGUAAACCAAAGAUUGUAUAUCAAACUGGAACCAGUGGUCAAAACAAAAGCGAAAAGAGAACAAUCGAAAUCGAUGAAGUUAACACUUUUGAACAAGAAUUUGAAAACUUUGCUGAGGCAAUUGAGAAAAAAGAUAAGAAAUUGAUCAAGGUACCACCAACUAAAGCUUUCCAUCAUUUGGCUAUAGUUGCUGCUGCUCUAGAGUCUUCAAGUAAAGGCGGAUCUAAUGUCAAUGUAGAAUUACCUUAG
This is a messenger RNA of Lodderomyces orthopsilosis Co 90-125, 1047 nucleotides long. RefSeq lists its product as uncharacterized. Gene Ontology annotation, molecular function: oxidoreductase activity; nucleotide binding. Gene Ontology annotation, cellular component: cytoplasm. The transcript has a single exon. NCBI's taxonomy places the organism in Eukaryota, Fungi, Ascomycota, Pichiomycetes, Serinales, Debaryomycetaceae. The record is from RefSeq and is a predicted model, not a curated record. Bases 1 to 1047 code for a protein of 348 amino acids. Gene Ontology annotation, biological process: NADPH regeneration.